Messenger RNA from Labeo rohita (rohu), 2322 nucleotides. It is a transcript of the gene ccdc187, whose product is annotated as coiled-coil domain containing 187. The record is from RefSeq and is a predicted model, not a curated record. Lineage: Eukaryota; Metazoa; Chordata; Actinopteri; Cypriniformes; Cyprinidae. The coding region runs from base 288 to 1346 and encodes 352 amino acids. The transcript has 12 exons.
GUGAAGUUUGUCCGCGCUGGCUUCCCAUCCCUGUGGAAGCUUUCAUGCCAUUGUCUCGUUGUCAAAAACAGUCUGUCUAGUCGGAAACUUUGAAACGGGGUAAUUAUAGUUCAGGCUUGUUUCAGACACAGCCAAAUUCAAGUAUGAGCUUAUGAGAAGUGAGAGUUUUUCGAGUAGCCUUAGUACGCAACAAGUAGUUGAGCAUAGAAAAGAGCAUUUGUAGAGAAGAGAAGCGCGCAGAGCAGGUGUUGCUGAAUGGAAUGAGUUGUUGAGCGGUGCCAGAAAUCAUGGCAGAGCUGGAGGUGGAUCAGUCCAACCUACCCAGAGUCCAGGAGGUGUGCCAGUGUUUUUCUGUGCUGGAGGAUGGAGCCCUAGCUCAUAACCUGCAGGAGCAGGAAAUUGAGCAGUACUACAACUCAAAUGUGCAGAGGAGUCAGCUGGUGCAAAAGGACAUCAGAGUAGCCAAGAGACUCCAGGAUGAGGAGGAGCAGAGAGCUCAGAUGCUACAACACCAGGCCACUCGCCAACUGGAGGAACGAGACUCAGAAUACGCACGCAUGAUUCAGGAGGAGAUCCAGCGGCGUGCGGACGAAGCCCGGAGGAGGGAGGUAGAGGACGAGGAAAUAGCAAAAAGGAUUCAGGAGGAGGAAGAGCUUUAUCUGAGACACAGGAGCAGUUACCAACAUAAAGAUGGUAGAGGACCUGCUCCUAGGAGUGGAACAGCUGCUCUUGACCUGGGACAGCUGGAGCAAGUGCUGCUGGAUGAGGAGCUGGCCCGCAGGCUUCAGGAAGAGGAAGAGAGAUUGGCCGAAGAGACACCACAAGAGUCCUCACCUCUUAGAAGGGACUGUCCUGUUGGAGAUUUCAGAGCGGCGCAGGUUGCUCAAGAUGAGGAAAUUGCACGUUUCAUACAGAAACAGGAAAUAAAGGCUAAACGGAGAUCUGGUGAGCUGGAACCUGUUCGAGAAUACAGGGAUAAUGACAGGAGAACAGCAUGUGACAGACAGAGACGGAGACUGGAUUCCGAAGGUCUUCAAUCUCCAGUUGAUGACUUCACCCCAGACAAUCAGCUCACAAGUCACAGUUCCAUGACAAUGCAACCACAAGCCAUCAGGAAUAUUGCUGAAGAGCUGGACCCCACUUUUCAAAAGAGGGAUGCAGCUGAAUCAGGCCAAAUUAUUGAUUCCUGUCAGAUUCAAACGUCAGAACAAGUAGGUUUGUACAGCCCCUUGGAGGAACCUACUUUUGUGCCCCCCACGAAGCGCCAGAGUGACAAACAGGGACGAGUAAAGCCCAAGGAGAAAAAGGAAAAUGCAAAACAGAAAGAAAACUGCAAGCAGCAGUGAUGCUGGACAUAUAAAAGUGUGAAAUCAAUUGCAGUAAUAAAUUAAUAACCAAAUUAAAUUAAAGAAAUGCAUGCAUGCCCAAGCGGUUUGGGGCUUUCCAGUCUUCUGCUUUCUCCAAGACUUGGGAUACAAAUUAAACUUGAACUUGCAAAACAGGGACACUCCGUCUAGAUAAUGCUGUUAUUAGUAGUAAACAUCUGUCAUGUCAUGCUCUCUUGAUUUGUUUGUUUCAUUUUUAUUUAGCAGCUGGUUAAAGGCUGCUAUGUGGCCACAAAGGGAAAGCUCCCACUACUAGUACAUGGCAUUACACAUUUGACUUCUGGGAAAACCUGAAAUGAUACUGUGCUUUGAUAAAGGAAGUUGGCACAUGGUUGAGUGAAUCUUUUUGGAGUUUUUCUUUUUUGCAUGGCUCUUGACCUCUUAAGAUACUCUUAUCAGGCAUUCUUUUUGUAUUGCUUGUACUUUUUUCUUUCUUUACCUGUUUUCCAAAAACUACACUACUCUUAAUUUGCCCAAAGUGUUAUUUUAAUUUCUAAUGGUUGCCUUCAUUAUGUAAGAAGUUAUGUGAACUUUUUGCAGAACAUUUACAUUGUAGAAAUUAAACGUUUACUAUUCUUAAUAUUUUAAUAGUUUACGAGACUGCUUUGGUUUGAGCCAUGUUCCUUCUUUGUAGUGUACAUCAGCAUAGUCUAUAUAUAUAUAUAUAUAUAUAUAUGCAGUAGUUACGCCAGGCUGGAGGAAAUGAAACUUUUUUUUUUUGUACUGAUGCUGAGCGCUAACAUUUUAUAUGUUUUCAUCGUAUUCAGUACUGUUAUGGCAACAGUGUAAAUAAUGUGUUGUCAUAAAUCAGUAGGCAUUCAUCGCCUGUAUAAAGUUUAAAGAAUGCUUUGUACAGAAGACACAAAUUAUAUAUAUAUAAAAUUAUAAUAUCUAUAUCUUUCUUGAUGUACAUCAAUAAACACUUUUUACAUUUACA